UAAUAGAUGACACCUACAGAAAAAUGCAAGUUCCUGGAGCGACUGAUCUAGCCUCAAAAAGUCAAAGCAGCUCAGAAAUUAAUCAGGUUAAACCUAAAGAAGAAAUAAAUGAUUUGUAUCAGGACAUGAAGGUUCGCUGUCCCUGUGGUAGUUCUUUGAUUACCGACUCAAUGAUUCAGUGUGAAGAUCCGAUAUGUCAUCUUUGGCAACAUAUUGAUUGUGUUAUUAUACCUGAGAAACCUAUGGUGGGUGUUCGCCCUGAAGUUCCACAGUGCUAUUACUGUGAAGUUUGCCGACUCAAGAGGGCGGACCCGUUUUGGGUUACUGUGGGACAGCCUUUACAUCCUACAAAAUUAGUUCCUUCUGGCAUUGGAUCUGAUGGAGCAAAUACAGUACCAUGCAUUGAGAAAACUUAUCCGCUAUCAAGAGCUGACAAGGAAUUGCUACAAAGAACUGAAUUUGAUCUUCAGGUUUGGUGUAUUCUCCUCAAUGAUAAAGUCCCUUUUAGAAUGCAGUGGCCACAACAUGCUGAUCUACAAGUCAAUGGUUUUGCUGUCCGAACAACCAAUAGGCCAGGUGCACAGUUAUUAGGACUUAAUGGUAGAGAUGAUGGUCCUCUGAUCACUACAUGUAGCAGGGAAGGAAUAAACAAGAUUUGUUUAUCACGUUGCGAUGUUCGCACAUUCAGUUUUGGUAUCAGGAUUGCAAAGCGCAGAACAGUUCAACAGGUCCUGAAUAUGAUACCUAAGGAAGCAGAUGGUGAGCCUUUCGUGGAUGCCCUUGCUCGGAUUUGUCGUUGUAUUAGUGGAGGUAAUGCUACCGAUACUGCAGACAGUGACAGUGAUCUGGAGGUGGUGGCGGAUUCUGUUACUGUCAAUCUCCGGUGCCCAAUGAGUGGGUCUAGGAUAAAGAUUGCAGGAAGGUUCAAGCCUUGUGUUCACAUGGGGUGUUUUGAUCUAGAAACAUUCGUGGAACUUAAUCAGAGAUCUCGUAAGUGGCAAUGUCCAAUCUGCCUAAAGAAUUACUCUCUUGAAAACCUCAUCAUUGAUCCAUAUUUUAAUCGUAUCACUUCGUUGAUGAGAAAUUGCGGAGAAGAUGUUAAUGAGAUUGAUGUUAAGCCUAAUGGUUCUUGGCGUGCAAAGAGUGAAGGAGAGUGCAGGGAUCUUUCAAGGUGGCAUUUACCAGAUGGUUCGCUUUGUGCUGCAAUGGAUAUGGAUGUGGAAGGUGGCUCGAACAUCUCAAAGCAUAUUAAGCAGGAAGAUAUUUAUGAAGGCUCGACAGGUUUGAAAUUAGGAAUGAAGAAAAACCAAAAUGGUGUCUGGGAGCUUAGUAAAGCUGAAGAUACGAGGGUUCCUUCUGGAAAUCAUGUACAGGAGGAACUUGGAAACCAUUUCCAACACCUUAUGCCAAUGAGCAGCAGCACCUCCAGAAGUUACAAAGACGGGGAAGAUCCGAGUGUCAAUCAGGAUGGCGGGGGGAAUUUUGACUUUUCUCUGAACAAUGUCCAUGAACUGGACUCUAUUUCUCUUAACUUUGACCCCACAUACGAUGAUGAGGAUAGGAUUCCUCCUAUGCCAUCGAAAGGUGCGGAUGUUAUUGUCCUCAGUGAUUCUGACGAAGAAGACAAUGUGACUAUGGUUUCUGCUGCUCCAGCAACUGAUGCUAAUGGUAUUAAUUUUCCUUCAGAUCAUCCUGGAUUUGAAGAAACGUACACUGAAGACCCCGCUCUCAAGGUCAAUGGGCCUGCUUUCGGUCCUUUUUCUAGUGACAAUGAUGAUUUUGAAAUGCCUAUGUGGCAGUUGCCAACGUAUCCUCAAGCGGGUCCUACUUUUCAGCUAUUUGGUGAAGAUGGCAAUGGAUCUGAUGCUUUAGUUGAUGUGCAUCAGAACUCGGUCCCAUCACUAAAUGGUUAUGGCUUAACACCAAAUGGGGACACCGGGGAAACUUCACAGGCCCAGGAUCGCUCUACCACAGAAUUGAAUGGGAGUCUAGUUGACAAUCCUUUAGCAUAUGGCAGUAAUGAUCCUUCUUUACAAAUUUUUCUCCCCACUCAACCUGCUGAUCCUCCACAGGCUGACUUGAAUGAGCAUACUGAAAUGGCCAAUGGUGAUGGCUUGCGUAAUUGGAUAUCCCUUAGCCUUGGCGGUGCUGGAGGAGGGAAAGGUGGCUCUGCGUCUUCAAAUGGGAUGGAAUCAUCAAAGCAGCAGUUUACAGCCCAAGAGAAUGACACUGCUUCUUUGCUUCUGAGCAUGAAUGGGGACAGAGGCCAGAAAGCAACCUCAAAUGCUCGAAAGUCUGAUGGUCCUUUCUCACAUCCUCGUCAGCCUCGUUCAGUCCGCCCUCGGCUGUAUUUAUCAAUAGAUUCUGAUUCUGACUAGAAGCCUAAACUGCAGUCAGUGACUUGCAAUCUUCCACUGAAUACAAAAAAGGGUCAUCUCUCUCUCCAUGCUGCUUCAGGUUUCUGGACUUCUUCAGCCUCUAUUUCCUGCUCUAUGAGAAGAUGAACUACUUUUUCUCCUCGGUGAAAUGGUGAAAAGCUGAGGGCAGUUGCACUGUGAAGCAUUCGCAGGCCGAGACCUUUCCUACUUGUACACGAUCUUGAUGGGCGAUGAUGAGUAUAAAGUUUUGAAUUUCGACUUGUUAGCAAUCCUCAGGUUGCUGCCCAAAAAAAAAAAAAGAAAUUCUUUUUGCACCUCCAUCAGGUCUGCAGGCCAGUUAUAGCAGCCUGCAGAAUAUCUUGUACAGAGGGAAAUUAUAAGAGAUUCAAAUGUGGGGUUUAUCUUGGGGGUAUAUAAAGCCUGAUGACCUGAAUUGCCUUUGUAAAUUCUGUGUUUAUUAAAGCUUUGCUUGUGAUUCCUGGUGUU
This is a messenger RNA of Asparagus officinalis (garden asparagus), 2864 nucleotides long. RefSeq names its product E3 SUMO-protein ligase SIZ1-like. The record is from RefSeq and is a predicted model, not a curated record. NCBI's taxonomy places the organism in Eukaryota, Viridiplantae, Streptophyta, Magnoliopsida, Asparagales, Asparagaceae. The coding region runs from base 24 to 2378 and encodes 784 amino acids. The transcript is spliced from 13 exons. Gene Ontology annotation, molecular function: zinc ion binding; SUMO ligase activity. Gene Ontology annotation, biological process: protein sumoylation.